AUGGGAUUCUCGGUCAAUCCGGAUAAAUACAAGGGUCUUGUCAAGGGUUUGAAAACUAUUGUUGCUGAAGAGGGCAGUCGUGCUGUUUGGAAAGGCUGGUUACCAACUUUUUUCGGUUAUUCAGCUCAAGGUGCUUUUAAAUAUGGUCUCUACGAAGUAUUCAAAGAUCAAUAUGCAAACAUGGUCGGUAAGGACAAUUAUGAUAAAUACAAGGGUCUCAUUUGGUGUGCAGCUUCUG
Molecule: messenger RNA, 238 nt
Organism: Didymodactylos carnosus
Lineage: Eukaryota; Metazoa; Rotifera; Eurotatoria; Philodinida; Philodinidae
Source: the annotation of a GenBank genome assembly